AUGGCCAAGUCUGCACGACGAACAGGAAAAGGCAAAGGCCCUCUGACCUCCUCUGUCUCCUCCUCCGGUGCCUCGACACCAAGCUCAGAGUCCGGCCCUCUCCCACCCUUCGCACGCGUCCCCGAAUCCCUCUUCUCCUUCGUCGAACUGCUCUCCCCAGACCAAGUCUACUUAAUCCACAUCGACACCUCUCCGCAUGACUUGAAGAGACAAACCUUCUUCGUCCCCUCGGUAAUGAACGCCAUCAUCGCCGUUAUCAUUGCCGUCAGACUCUAUUUCGUCCGCUUCUUCUACCCAGCCUUACUAGCCACAAUCGUCGGAUUGUCCAGUCCCACGACAGUAGAUUCCUCGACAAUGACGUGGGUCGAGAUGAUGAAGAUCAUCCUCUACCGCACCGCAAACGUCGUCCUUGAUUACUUCCUCGUUCUCAUAUUUCUCCCCUGGCCCAUCCGCUUCAUUCGGGGCCCCGUCAAGUGGCGCCGCACAGUCGGUUUCCAGGGCCACGAGAUCAUCGUCCGCCGCAGCCAGAAUAUUUGGAGCAAGAACCUGGUACGGAAUCGCUGGAUUCGGGAGGACGAAGCCAGUCGCGACCGUAUCGUCGCUGCCGUUACACCGGAGCGCCUGGAGAAACCGGGCUACAUGCUCGUUGACGCAGACUGGGACCUAGACUACGGCGCCAUGAUCCGCGCACAGGAGCUCGUCGACCCAGCACGGAAGAACAAGGAUGAUAGAGUUCCGCUGGAGGAAUUCCGGACUUCGGUUCUCGUUAACACUGAUACUGACGGGUGGCUGAUCUGGCGUGUCGGUGAUGAGAGCAGUACCACCACCUCGGAUGGCAAGGACUACUCUGAGCAGCGCGACCAGAUUCUCGCUUUCCGGGAGAAGUUGGCUGCCAUUGGGAAAGAGGAUCUGUUUUUCCGUUGGGUGGAGAUCAUUCAGUAUGAGAGUACGCUGCCUGGUGGGUUCACGACUGAACGGCAGCAGUCUGCUAUGGUGCAAGCGAAGCAAUUAUUUGAAGAAGGGGGCGUUGAUUUCUCGAGUCUUUGGAGGGAAGUUGGUGGUAUUGAGGGGUUCCUUGAGCAAAUUGAUUAA
Molecule: messenger RNA, 1092 nt
Organism: Aspergillus chevalieri
Lineage: Eukaryota; Fungi; Ascomycota; Eurotiomycetes; Eurotiales; Aspergillaceae
Exons: 1
Coding region: 1-1092 (363 amino acids)
Source: RefSeq, a predicted model, not a curated record